This is a messenger RNA of Ctenopharyngodon idella (grass carp), 10380 nucleotides long. RefSeq names its product microtubule actin crosslinking factor 1b (gene macf1b). Lineage: Eukaryota; Metazoa; Chordata; Actinopteri; Cypriniformes; Xenocyprididae. Gene Ontology annotation, molecular function: microtubule binding; calcium ion binding; structural molecule activity. Gene Ontology annotation, biological process: wound healing; hemidesmosome assembly; cytoplasmic microtubule organization. The transcript is spliced from 40 exons. The record is from RefSeq and is a predicted model, not a curated record. The coding region runs from base 785 to 7051 and encodes 2088 amino acids. Gene Ontology annotation, cellular component: focal adhesion; hemidesmosome; membrane.
AGGGAAAAACGAGAGCGAGGGGCUGGAGGCAGCUGUCACUUAACAUGUGAAUGUUCGGGAGCAGCCUGGGGGUCUUUAGAAAGCUUUUUUAUCCACCUCGUUUUCAUUAGAAGCUGAGUUUGUGAGCCAAAAGAGGAGCUGGGGGAGGGGCUAGCACUGGGAGGGAAAGAGGGAGGUGAAGGGACUGCUCCUCUGUCUAAAUGUCUGGCACAAGAGUUCACACAACAGGCUGCCGACUUACGGACCUGCCUUAACUCUACCAACAUCACCAGAUGGGGAAUAUGUCAUAUUUUGGACCUUGAAACACCACAUUUAAGGAACUUUUCUAACAGCUGAAUGCCCUAUCCGUUGCCUCAGCAAGGAAUUCCUCUAUCGGAGUGUGCACAACAAAGGCAAGAGAGAGAGAGAGAAUACCGCUGACGGGAGGGGGCAGCCGGAGGGAAAGGGGGACAUUGUUUGCUUGUGGCUGUGGGCGACGGAAAAGCAUGGGUCAUCUUGCAUAAAGUGUGUGUGUGUUUAAACCGGGAUUUGUGAGUAAGUGAGGUCCUGUUUGAGCAAGUGAAUGUGAAGGUUUCGCAUGUUUAUACGUCGGUCCCGCUGGAGAGGAAGGCCUCUCAAAGGAUGCUGAGAGAAGACAGGUUUUUUGUUCUCCUGUUUGAAUGAUGACGGAGGAACUUGUGGAAUUGUUCGGUUAGCCGUUUGUCCUGCUCUAUGCACAGGGGUAGUUUAGGCAACGGCUGUAUGUAUGGCAAAGGGACCUGAUUAACCUGUGGGUUGAAGAAUCAUGGGUAACCUCAUUAGCAGACCUAGCUGUUUGGGACAAAAGUCCAAACAAGUUAAGUCAGAUGAGAACGUCUUGAAAGAGUGCUACCAGCAACGGAGAGAAUGGCCGCUCCCGGAGCCUCCUAAAGAAGAGAAAACGAAAGAGGAUGUAGAAGAUGUUCUUCGGCAAACUCCAACACCGGACAAGCAGAGGAGUUCCCCAGCCCCUACUGUCACCACUACCAGCACUCUGGACAAUGCUUGGCGAAGCACUCCGUCCCCAGUAAAAACACCACGCAAUGGGUCUUUGCCAAGAAGAUCUAAUAUUCCAGAGUACAGAAGAUCCCCCCUGAGUCAGUAUGGAUCCGUGGACAGAAGAGCCAGCCUGCAGAGAAGGGAUUCUGGAAGUCCCUGGUCCUGGAAGCCUCUGAACACUCGAGAGGUUACUGAAGUCACAGAGGUGACAGAGACUAUUGUGACAGAGAUUGUGGAGGUGACAGAGUAUCCUCCUGGGGGGAAAGGAGGUGACCCUAUUGUCACCAGAACUGUUAGAGUCCUUACUGGAGCUGCUGAGGAACUUGCAGAGCUGCAGAGUGAUGGUCAGUCAAGUUCAGACCAGGAAUCGAGUGUAACUCAAUGGAAGGAUGGCAGAAGUGCUUUGGCUCUGAAAGAUGAGUUCCGGGAUCCGUUGACAUUCCAGCAAAAUCUGGAAACACUGAUGACUUGGGUCUGUGAGAUUGAGGAGCUGACAGCCAAUCAAAAACCACCAUCCUCAGAGUUCAAGGUAGUGAAAGCCCAACUGCAAGAACAGAAGCUCUUACAGCGCCUCCUAGAAGACAGAAGACCCAGUAUAGAGACUGUGAUACAGGAGGGUCCACACCUGGCAGAAGGGCUUCAGGGAAAUGACAGUGAAAAGACCAAAGUGCAGCUCUCACAGCUCAAACUCAAGUGGGAGGCUCUACUUCAGGGCGCCAACAGCAGACACCGGAUUCUGGAGGUCAUUCUGCCAAGGGCUCAGCUAUUCCAAGAGAGGACAGACAGACUUCAGCAAUGGCUCAUAUCUGUAGAUCAGGACUUAGCCGAGCUCCGCUCUGCCGAGAGAGGGAUGCUCCAUCUGCAAGAAGCCACAGGACAGGCCAAGGCAGUCAUGGAAGAGAUCAAAUCUAAGAGUAUUGACCUGGGGAAACUUCAACAAUGUGCUCAUGAGCUCAUGGAAGAGAUUUCAGAGGAGGAAACCCAGCUGGUGCAGGAGCGAGUAGACAGUCUGCGUAUCAGGUACUCAGUGAUGAGUUUGGGUAGUGCUGAUGUCCUGCAGAGGCUGGAACAGGCUCUAGAGGCGUCCAGUCGAUGUACCUCCAGUCAGGAAGACCUUCACCUGUGGCUGGGUCGUAUUGAGAGAGAGCUGCUGGUUCCUGCUGCCCAGAGUCAGACUGGGGACACAGUCUUGUGUUCUGCUGAGAGGCAGAAGUUGGAACAGGCUGUUGAGAAAGAGUUGGCUUGGUUUAGAGACACCUCACUGGCACUGGAGGAGCUCAGAGCCAUUAAUCUAGACCCAGACGUCAUUGCAUCCCAGCUCAAUGAGCAGAAAAUACUUGCUGUAGAGAUUCUGCAACAUAAGUUUAACAUUGAGAAAAUGGUCAAGAUUUUGGAACUCCUGCAGACAUACACUGAAGAUGGGGAGACACUGGGACUCCAGUCAUCCCUAGGUACCUUACAGGAGCAGUGUCAGGUCACUACUGCCACUAAUUCCCAUGUUGUGCUUCAGCUGGAGCAUGCUCAGUCGCUCUUGUGUCAGUUCUCAGAGAGCUAUGCUGAAGUGUUACCAUGGUUACAGGAAACCAAAGCCCUUAUUGGCCAGUUUACCCUGAACACCAUCAGCUACGAGGCUUUCCGAGAACAACAGGACCUCUUACAGGGCAUCAGGGAGUCCAUAGCAGAGCAUAAGCCGCUGAUAGCACGGCUGAUCAUGCUGGCCCAGCGUCUAUCAGAUUUGAAUACAGCUCAGGGACAGGAGUUCUGCCAGAAAGCCAGAGACGCUGAAGAGCAGCAUCUCUCCAUCAGAGACAGGGUUCGAGAAGCUGCUGGAGUUCUGGAGGAAUCUCUACCCCGAUAUACACAGCUGAAUGAGAGGAUGACUCUGAUUGGAGAGAGACUUGAGCGUCUGUGUAGUCACCUGCAGGCCUCAAUGGCCCUUCAAGGCCUCACUCCACGAAUUCAGGAGCAGCUACAGGACAACAAGCACACACUGUCUGAGCUCUCCAAAUUGGAUCUGGACCUCAGCAGUGUGAGGACACAGGCUCAGGAGCUCCUGACCAACACAGGGGCUGUUGGGGACAGUUCCAUUGGCACAGCUAUUCAAGAGCGGGUUUGCAGUCUAACAAGCCACUGGGAGGAGGCUCAAAGAAAAGCUCAGGAGAAGGAGAAGUGGCUUCUCAAUCUCCUUGAUCUGGCAGUCAGGUUCUGGAAUGAUGUGAGUGACAUGACAGCUGGACUGAAUGAUGCCCAACAAGCUGUUCUGGACCUCAAUUCCAGUCGAACAGAUUCAGAAACCAUCCGACAGAGCCUGGAGACCAUGCAGACUCUCAGGGAAGACAUUGAUUCUCUGCAAGGUGACCUGGACACACUAGGAAUUCUGGGAAUGGAACUCAUGUCAGCUUGUGGUGAGACAGACAAACCAGAGGUCACCAAAUGUUUGGAUGAGCUUUAUGGCACAUGGAACAAUCUCAGUAAGAUCUGGACAAAUUGCAACAGUAAGUUAGAAGAAUGUUUACGAAUGGCGCACCAUUAUCAGGAGAGCAUGCAGGGACUGUUUGAGUGGCUGAAGUCUGUGGAGUUAAAAUCCACUGAGGAGUUCUCCGUGGGAUCUGACCUGGGAUCAGUUAAAGAGCAGCUAUGUGACCUGAAGGAAUUUAAGCGGGAGCUCUAUCAGAAGAAGAUUGAGAUAGAGAGUCUGAACCAUCGCUUUGUGUGUCGUCUUUCCCCGGGUACUGAGAGGCCUGGGUCCAUCUCUCCACUGUGUGACUUCCGUCAGCGGUGGGACAACCUGGAGUCAGUGACUGUGAGCAGACAGCACCAGUUGGAGUGUGCACUGCUGGGCUUGGGUCAGUUCCAGAACACUCUUGAUGAGUUGCACGCCUGGCUCUCCCACACGGCUGACCUACUGCAGGCCUCUCAGCCAAUCAGCAUUGACCUGCAGACCUGUGAGAUAGAGCUAGCCAAACACAAGGUUCUGCGGAAUGAUGUGAUGUCCCAUGUGCACACGGUAGACUCUCUGAACCAGGCCGGCAGAAACCUGAUGGAGUCUGGGGCGGGAGACAGUUCACAUAUCCUGCAGACUCGUCUGGAACAGCUGAAUGAACGCUGGGAAUUUGUGCGCUGCGAGACAGAGCGCAGACAGCUAGAGCUGGAAAAUAACCUCAGUCAGGUUCAAGACGUCACCAUGGAGAUCCAGGAUCUCCUGCAGUGGCUGGAACACACAGACCUGAGGCUGUCAUCCAGUAAGACAGUGUGGGGUAUGCCGGACUCUGCCAGCGAGAGACUAAACACUCAUUUGGAGUUGUGUAAUGAGAUGGAUUCUAAAAUGCACGCCUACACAAAUGUUCGCAACGCCAUCCACAGGAUGCUGGAGGGCAGUGAGGUGGCCCGGGGCUCCAGCACGGAGCACAGCUUAUGUAUACUGGAGCAGAAAUGGAGCUCUGUCUACGCUAAAAUGCAAGAAAGAAAGGCAAAGUUAACAGAGGGACUUGGUCUUGCAAAGGAGUUUAACAGUAACGUCCAAGACCUGCUGACCAAAAUGGCCAAGUGUGAGGAGACUAUAAACACUCUACCUGCGCCCAGCUUCAUCCUGGACACCAUCUGCUCACAGCUUCAGGAUCACAGGAUGCUGGUAGGUGAGGUGCAGUCUUAUGGAGAGAGGAAGACGAGCGUGGAGAACGCUGCCACACGUCUGUCGGAGCUCAGCAGGAAGGAAGACUGCGAUGUAGUGCAGAACCUGAUCAUGACCGUUCAGGACCGAUUCAAGAAACUCCUCCAACACACCACAGAGAGGGGGAAAAUGCUUGAGGACGUCAAAAGACAUGCUAAACAGUUCAAUGAGUCAUGGCACUUACUGGUGGACUGGAUGACGGAGGUUGAACAGACACUGGAUACACACAAAGAGAUCGCUGUGUCACAGGAAGAGAUCAAACAACAGCUUACUGAACAAAAGGAGUUCCAGAAACUUCUCCGCUCGAAGCGGCCCAUGUAUGAGGCUUGUCUGAAGAGUGGCCGCUCACUCCAGGAGAAAGCUCAGAGCCCUGAAGACACACAGCACCUGGAGAACAUGGUAUCCGAGCUCAGAGAUUCAUGGGAUACCAUCAGCGGGAAAUCCAGUGAGAGGCAACACAAGCUGGAAGAGGCUCUGCUGUUUUCAGGGAGAUUCACUGACGCUCUCCAGGCUCUUAAUGACUGGCUGUACAGGGCAGAGCCACAGCUGGCUGAAGAUGUGCCUGUCUGUGGUGAAAAAGACCUGGUCAACUAUCUGAUUGACAAGCACAAGGUGUUCCAGCGUGAGCUCGGGAAACGAGCUAGCUGUAUCCGGACACUGAAGCGUUCAGUCAGGGAUCUGACGCGGAGCAGCACGGCUGAUGCCCACUGGUUGCAGGAGCAAAUGGAGGAGCUGGAGGGCCGCUGGGAGGCCGUGUGCAAACUCUCUGUGUCCAGACAGGCUCGACUAGAGGCAGCACUUCAGCAGGCGGAAGAGUUUGAUGGGAUGGUUCAUUCGUUCCUGGAUCAUCUUUCGGAUGUUGAGAGGGUUCUGAAGUACGGAGUGCUGCCUGAGGAGGAGGAGGCUCUUCUGGCAUUUCGUACAUGUCAUCAGGAGUCAAUGAGUUCCUUAAACGAUCAGCAGAUGGCGCUAGAGAACAUUCGCAAACUGGGUGAAGAGAUUCUGUCCUCCUGUCACCCUGACUCUGUCAUCACCAUCAAGUCAUGGAUCAGUAUCACAAAGACUCGCUAUGAAGAGGUUCAGAUGUGGGCGAAGCAGCAGGCCGAGAGGAUCCAGACCACACUGUCUGCUCUAGAGGCAGAGAGAGAGGAGGUGCAGCGAUUACUGGACUGGAUCUCCUCCGCUGAAGAGUCUCUCAAUCUAAAGGAACAGGAGCCACUGCCUGAAGACUUAGAGCUCACUGCAGAGCUCAUCACUCAGCAUGCGGAUUUUAUGGAUGAGAUGAAAGGGAAGGUACCAGAGGUUGAAAAUGCCACGAAAUCCUGUAAACACAAGCUGGUUCCCAAGCAGCAGGUUUCCCCCAGUCGCAAGGCACCAACAAAGAGGAGAGGCACGGCAAAGCCUCCGCCGUCAGUGCCUCUUCCGCUGGAGAAACUGGACCCUCAAACCCCCAUGAUGUGUCAGCUGGUGAGUCAUUGGCAGAAGCUCUGGAUCCUGGCACACGGCAGACAGAGCAGACUAGAGGAACAUCUACAGAGGCUAAAAGAGUUGGAGGAGUUUGCUAAUUUUGACUUCAACAUCUGGCGGAAAAGAUACAUGCAAUGGAUAAGUCACCUCAAAUCCCGAAUUUUGGAUGUUUUUCGUAGCAUUGAUCGAGAUCAGGAUGGCCGAAUCACUCACAAGGAGUUCAUUGACAAUGUUCUAGCCUCUAAAUUUCCCACAAACUCCCUGGAAAUGACUGCUGUUGCUAACAUAUUUGAUGUAAACGGUGAUGGAUUCAUUGACUACUAUGAAUUUGUGAGCGCCCUCCACCCAAGCCGAGACCCUUACAGAAAAACAAUAGAUGUAGACCAAAUCAAUGAGGAGGUGAGUCGUCAGGUCUCUCAGUGCAACUGUCCAAAGAGAUUUCAAGUCGAGCAAAUUAGCGCAAACCGCUAUAGGUUUGGAGACUCUCAGCAGUUGCGGAUGGUUCGUAUUCUCCGAAGCACUCUGAUGGUUCGAGUUGGUGGUGGAUGGACAGCAUUAGAUGAGUUUCUGGUGAAGAACGACCCCUGUAGAGUAAAGGGACGCACAAACCUGAAGAUCAAGGAGAAGUAUCUCUCUCCAGAUGCGUUUGAGGCGUCGGGUCGCAGAGGGAGCGCUAAAGGCCUGACUGUCAGCAGAUCCAACUCCAGCCUGAGUUUAUACAGCAGCGCUUCAGCUCCCAGCAGCCCACUGACACGCAAGGCAUUGCUACGCAGAAGUUUCUCUGGUGAGAGGUGCAUUCGACCCAGGAGCUCUAUUGCUGCACUGGGGAGCGACCAUUUCUGUGCCGACAUAGAUUCACCUACACAUUCAGAAGAAACAGAAAGACCGCCAACAUGACCACAUCUUGUCCCAUACUAUGAGAUCAAACUGACUGUUCCUUACUCUUCUGGAGCCCAGGAUGGACAGAAAAACCGCCCCAGCUGGCCUCAGAUCAGUGAACAGUUCAAGACAGUUUGCUCAUCACAUGAGCUCCUCUGCACUAGUGGUCUGAGGUGUGUUACACUGUCAGUUUUCUAUCAUAACAUGCCUUGAUUUGACCUUCACAGACUUUGUUUUUACAAAACGGACUCCCUGCUUUGAGUGUAAUGAGAGACCGCUAGAAUGUUUUGCAUGGGUUUGAACAGCACGAUGUCCGUAGUCUCUAAGAGCAAUAGCUUAUAUAGUGCUUUACACAACAUAUAUGCACUGAGGUCUUUAUUUUCUGUAGUUGCUUGCUGUUGGGGGAAAUGUUUAAUCUUACCCUGCAUCCUCAAGAGUACAACCACUGCCUUUUUAUUUGUUUCACAUAAAAGACACCCUGCAGUUAGUGAUGCAAAAUACAAACCAAAAACAAACAGAUGUCAGUUGUUGUAUGGUUUAGGCUUUAUGAUAACCACUGCUUUUUUUUUAGGGUCCAUUUUAUUGUUCUGUGUAACUGUGGCUAUUACAUCCUCAGGUUUCAAGUGCUAGACUACUUAAGGGUCUAGAGAAUGAAUUUAAAGACCACAUGAAAUAUACUCAUAUACCCCUCUAACACCAUCUGACACCAUCAGCAAUCACAAGUAGGCCUAAUGAAUUAUGGUUCACAGUGGUGAAUGAAUCUAUCGGGUAAAUCGAAGAUCCCGUCAAUAUGUCCUGCCUGAAUCUCCUGUUUUAAUAGAAACUAUUGCUGCAAGUCCUCCUGGCAAGGUCUUCAUUAAUGCUACUCAAAAUGUGUUUAAACUAAAUUUGUACAGUCAAUAUUCUUAUUAUAAUCGAAAAAAAAAACAAUCUCCCAUGAUUCUUUAAUUAAGGGCUGAAAUACACUACACAACUUUUGUCCAGAUUUUUGAAAAUCAGAAAAGCACGUUGUGUAUGAUGGGCACAAACUCUGAUUUUUCUUUUUUUUUUAGCUUCAGGGUUUGAUUUCAUCCAGGCGGAGGAUAUCAGAUGUCUGAUAUUUUGAGCUGGUUUAAGAACACAUAUUCUUUUCAUUUGUCACCCGUCACCCGAUUACAAUAUUUGCCCACCGCCCUGUCGUUUUUCUUUUUAAUAGAAAUAAAAAUCAUUUAGUUCAGUUGGACAAUGGGCGCAACAAUUAUAAACUGAAAGCGUCUGCUCUGCUCCAUAAAGUCAAUUUCCAGGAAAGUCUGUUCACUCGGCGGCCAUAUUUGCAACGCCUCCCGGCAGCUAUUUUGCUCAUACGAGACAUACAAGUCCUAUCUACAUGAAUGUGAGAAUCCUGAAAUCUCAAAUACUGCUUGCCGAACACACAAUUAAAUAACAUAUUUCAAAUCGGCAACAGAAUCUGACAUGAACUGUCCGAUAAAUGUUGUUUCUUAUGCUCAAAUAGCAUUAAAAAAGCGUAUUUUUCAGGCUAGACCAGCCAAUGCGCAUGUGCAGUCCUAAGCGCGAGAGUAAGGAGAGAUGACUGACAAGAUGAUGGUGGAGGAUUUGGUGCGCAACAGAUCCUGAGCGUCAUUGACAUAUCUUAUCUUGUAAAAUAUGCCUUCAAUACCGACGCUCCCUAUACACAGAGUACGCCUAUCGAAAACGAAAAUGAAAAGCGAGCACGCAUUCAAAAGCGAUUUUAAUACUACACAUAUUGUUAGCGGCUCAUUGAUGUCCGCAAAUUAUAAGCCUUUAUGCAGAGUAUGCGCGAUUGCGAAUUCAAAAGUGAAAGUGAGCAGACGUUCAAAAACAAUAACCCCACCUCCCCCGGUGUAAUCGCAAGUUUAUAUACCGGUGUGAAAAUGUCCUCACCGUGACAUCCCUAGUAGUGAUCCUCAGUCAAUUAGUGUAUGAUACAGUACCUAGUUUUAAUUUGUAACCAUUUACAAAGUUGGCAUAAAUGAUGCCUAGUGUUUUAAAAUCUGCUCAGAUUUUAAAAGUCAGGUGGUGUAUUCAAGCCUUAACACAUCACCAACUCAUAAAGUUCUAGCUUAAUACUGAUAAUUAUGACUUGGUGGUGUAAAUACAAUCAUUCCAACCUGACUUGAAUGCAACAUUUUUUUUAUAUGCACUCACUGAGUCAUUUCAUGAGGUCUUUAAAUACUUGAUUGUUUCUAUUGUGAGCUUUGAGUCUUUUUAGGAAUGUUCUUUAGCAUUUAAUUGUGUUUACCACAUAUUUCACGUCCCAAUGUCUGUAAAAUGUAUAUUAGUGUAUUUCCAGUAUAUAUAGAGUAUUUGUUUUGUUCUUCCCUUUUAUUUUGAACAAUCAUGCCACCAGUUGUAAUAACUUCCUUUGAGGAUAUGAAAGUGUAGGUCUCAAUGAGAUUAGCUGACAUAAUACCCCACCACAAAUGCUCCUUUAUCAGUGGCGGCUUAUUUUUGACUUUUAUUUGAGCCAAACAAAACCACAUAUGACCUGCUUUUCUAUUGUGUCCUGCUCAGGGCAAAGUCUGCUGUAUUCAUUUUUUGCCUUAAACCUAUUUGUGAAUGUCGUGGGUUGAAUUCUUAUAUCAUUGUACCAAGUGUUAUGGAUGUAGCAUUUGAUUCAAAUUACAUAUCAAAUAUGUGUGUGUUUUAAUUUUGUGCAUAUGCAGUUCGGUUCUCUUAAUUUAGGAGAGUUGAAAUGGGUUUUGAGGGUUGAGGAUUACGGCAUUUGAGUUAUUUCUUGGCAGGUGUACUUCGCUUUAGCUGUUGUACUCUGUCCCAUCUGGGAAUCAUCAAAUGAAGGCAUUAAUCUCAAAACAUGUGGAAAUAAAAGUUAUAUGGUCAAAAAAGGAACAUAUAUUUGCAGAUAGAGGUGGUCAGUGUUAUUUAUACUUUUAAGCAUUGCUACUUUAUGUCGUCAAAGACUGUAAAUGAUUGUGUUUUAUUGUCAUGUCUAGCCUGGCAAGAAAUAAUCAUGUCUGGUGGUUAUUGACUAUCUAUGCAAAAUCCAUUUGACACUCAAAAUCCAUUUCAUUUCUGUGAUUAUUCAUGUUCAGCUUAUAAAUGCUGGUUUAUAUAAUCCAUUUCUUGGACACUGGAAAGAGAUCCUCUUCUGCUAUGCACCUGCUAUUAUUGUACUGUAAAUCUUUGAGCCUGUAAAUAAUGGUAGCAUUAUUGCUUAUUUACUGUACGUUUCUGAUCUUGUAAAAUAAGGUUACAUACUGUAGAAUUUGUGUUCAGCUCUGCAUUACGUUUAGGGCCUAGUUGUGGAGUGACACUAUUAUAACAUUUCUUGAGAUUACAAAUCUGUUCAAAUAAAAUGUUUUAUAGAA